UCAGUCCAAACGGCUUUUUAUAAGCUUCCUGUCCAGCUGCUCGGCCAGUGGAAAAGAUCAAGGUGGAAUGGGCUCCCUCUUCGAGGCGGCGGCAGGCGGAGCGACUCCGCCGAAGCGGAUCCCUCACCUCCGCCCAUCCGCGCCUGCUACAUCCUCCCUCCACCGCCUCACCCGAUUUCUUCUCUCCGACAAGGUCGGGUACCUCCACUGGGUCUUCACCGUCGCAGCUUUUCUCUUCGUCGUCGCGCUUUUCCAGGCCUUCCUCCCCGGAUCUCCGGACGAGGGUCCCGAUGGGGGCACGGACUCGCCCCAUCUGGGCGAGAUCGCGAGGCUGGAGUUCGGGGAUGGUAUCCGGUUCGUUCCCUCCAAGCUGCUGGAGAGGUGGGAGAGGGAGAGACGGGAGGCGAAUUUGUCAGCGAUCGAAGGUUUUGCUGGAAGGUCGCGACGGACCUACGGGCUGAGAAAGCCGCUGCUUGCCUUGGUGGUUCCGAAUCUCUUUCCCGACGCCAUGCAGCUGCAGACGAUCAGCAUUGCUGUCGUCCUCAAGGAGAUCGGCUACGAUAUCCAGAUUUUCUCAUUCAAAGAUGGUCCUGUUGAGUCUGUUUGGAGUACUAUUGGGCUAUCGGUUUUUUAUCAUCCUUUGUACAGCUAUGAUGGCAUUCUUGUGAAUUCUAUGAUUUCAAAACCGGUGAUUUCAUGUCUUUUGCAGGAGCCUUUUAGGAACGUACCUGUCAUCUGGACCAUCAAUGAAAAAUUCCUGGCAUUUCAUCUACGUAAAUAUGGUGAGAAUGGUCAAGUUAAGGUUUGGAAUGAGUGGAAACAAAUUUUUAGCAGAGCUUCUGUUAUAGUGUUCUCAACACACAUAAUGCCGAUGAUGUACUCAUCACUAGAUGCUGGUAACUUUUUGGUUAUUCCUGGUUGCCCUACUGAAGCAUGGGAAGCAGAUAAUUUAGUCACAUGGAAAGAACAUAAUGAACCAAAAAUUGGCUAUACACAAGAGGACUUUGUUAUUGCUAUUGUUGGCGGAGAAUUUUCAUAUAGUGGCCUGCUGCUAGAGCAUGCAAAAUUGUAA
Messenger RNA from Zingiber officinale, 1072 nucleotides. RefSeq lists its product as uncharacterized. The transcript has 6 exons. The coding region runs from base 68 to 1072 and encodes 334 amino acids. The record is from RefSeq and is a predicted model, not a curated record. NCBI's taxonomy places the organism in Eukaryota, Viridiplantae, Streptophyta, Magnoliopsida, Zingiberales, Zingiberaceae.